CCUCGUACAACAGCAUACCCACCUGCGCACCCGUCUUCUUACUAAUGUAUAAUCUACGAACCCUAUGAAUCACCACGCGCACCGAUUAAUCUCUAGUAUUGGAAUAGAUGGCGGUAAAGGACGAGACAGCGCGCACACGCAUCGCCAACAUCAAAGCAGACUUACGAUCAACCUCGACAUGCUCGAAUGCGACGAUUACCUCAUUACAGGACCUGCUCCUGAAAAAGAAAGAGGAGCUACCGGAGAAGGAGAAUAUCAGGGUCAAAGUUCAGGCAACGGCGCGCAGGAAAGCUGGGACGACCACUGCGUCGGUGGAUGCCACAAAGCAGACUUCGAACGCGCUGGCACCAAAGGAGAGAUACAUACUGGCGACUGAGGUCGCUAAUUUAACACUCAAGACCCUCGCGGAUUCUCUGAAGAAUCCACCGUCUACGCUAGCCUCGCGACCCUCCUCCCAAUUGAAACCCGCUAUCAGCGACGAUGCGCGCAAGCCUACAAGACCACGCACCGGUCACGCAAAGACGGCCUCGGUCUCGCAGAAGCCUCUGAAGGAACGAUCUGUCUCUCAAAUGAACAACUCGCCUCGAAAACCACCGAUCCGCCGAUCCUCGUCCUUCUCCUCCCUAGUAACGUCGGGCCCCGAUGCUGGCUUGGUCGCGACGGCCGAGUGCGCAAGGAUAGCUUUUGCAUAUCUGGGCACAACGGAAGCUAUAAAAGUCUUGGGCAAGGACUCACAAGAGUUGCAGUUCGAAAAUGGUCUUCUUGUUCUGAUAGGAAAGCUCGUUGCGCUUGGGUUAGACGGUCUUGCCAUCAAAGAACUGCGGAGCUUGAAAAAAAGAUUGGAUAGAUAUAUAGCUCAUGACACCGGGAAUAAAGCAGCGGGGGCUGAAAGUGCUAAAGCAGGUCCUCAACGCGCUGCGACUACGGAGAAGGAGAGCCUAGCAACACUCCUAGACUUUGGGACAAUUGAUCUGGACAGCCCUGCUUUGUCACUCAUUACGAACCUCCAAACCUACACACUGCGAAUCAUCGCAAAGAUGAAGAGACCUCGGAUCGUGGAAGCUGCCUGGGAGUACCUAAAGUUGGACAAUCCUUCCUCCGCCGCAAAUCUGAUUUGGCAUAUUGCAAAGACCACGAAUGGCCAGUCAAAAGUGGCAAGACAGCUCGAAUCACUUGCGCAGACACUCCUCGCUCUGUGUCCAAGUAUAUCCAGCGCAUGCGAUGGCAAUCAACUACAACCGUCCCCGGAGAUUGUGCUUCGCUUACAGCACUUGGCCUUCGGAAUUCGAAAGCAAUGGUGGACCCUGGCCAAACAUCAAGGGAACGAAGAGCAAGAGCUAUUAGAACCAUUCGCCAAGUGUGUUAUCGCCUUCACUCGCAGGUCACAGUUUUCGCCAAGUCAGAAGUACAGACUGGCCGAAUCUUUGUGUGUGGAUCUGAUGGAGCAGCAGUGUGAUUCAAGACCGACCAAAAAUGAAGCUCAAGGGCCUGCUACUGCUGUCAAUAAGACUCUAUGCUCUCUUGCUCAAGCUGCAGGAUUGGCUGACGAGGCACUUCGCUGGUUAGAACCGUUGCGCUCAUCUCCAACCUCUAGCGCUUCUGCAGCGAAGCAAGCGGCUAGACUUGUUCGUGUUGCCACAAUCUCGAUAGAACCUUUUCUGAAAGGUGACAACAACUCCAGCCUAGAAGAGACUAUUACAGGCGCACUUGAUGUUUUGAAAGGGAGCUUGGGUGGAUCUGCAUCGGACCUGGAAUCUCUCUUCAUGGAGGUGAACUCUCUGAGACGCACUGCUACACGACUGCUAGUUGCAUGCCUUUCGAAGUCUGUAGAUUUACCCGAGCGCCCUUUAAUCGAACAACAGGUUAUCACUGUUAUCGCAUCAACUGUACGCUUCUCGGCUCGAUUUAUCGGUACAAAGCUUCAGACAGGAGCUGAUUCGAAGGCGCAACUCCGUCACAGCGAAAGGAUUACUAUGGCAUGGAAAUGCUCAAAGAGUAUGGUGGAUUCUGCAUUAACAUGUUGCAAGCAUACCAUCGAGACUGAAGAUCAAUGGAAAGAGCUGGACACCUUAUUUCAGGAGUGUUUGCACAUAUUGGAACGAUUCAAGGAGGAGUAUGAAAGUACUACCACGUUUGAUUCCCAAGAGAACCAGCUCAUUCAGGCAUGCAUCGUUAAGCUUUCGAGUGCUUACUGGGCUGUUCAUCUACAGCUACGGAAAACCCGCUUGGAUCCAGAGUGGUUCAUAAUAGCCAUGCAGCGUUCCAUAAGUAUUGUGCAGUCUAGAUCACAAGCCGAAAAGGAAGCAGCGCAUCUUUCUAUGAAGCUUGAACAAUUAGGAGAAAGUCUAGAGAGUCUGGACCACGCGGAACGUUCCCGGAAGGCUUUCGCUCAGAGCAUUCAGAGCCAUAUCCACCCGGCUAUAUCACAACUUCUUUCCGAUCAUGCGGCAAAAUACCCGGUGCAAAAGGUAUUCGAUUGUGACGGACCUUUUCAUGGUCUGGCUAGGGUGCUAAAAGUAUACCACCGAUCGUUCCUCAAUUACGGUAUUCGAACUGCGGGUGAAAUGGCAUUCUACGACAACGAUGAGGUUGAAGCCGGGGCUAGAGGAGCCUUGUUGGAGUGGCAAUUGGCGCUCUACGUGCGUGUUCUCUCUAGGAAUCGCCAAUGGGAUUCCAACCUAAACAACUCGGUAGUCUGCCUAGCGGAGCGACUUCGUGAAGUUUACGCACCAGAUAGAUAUCCCCUAAGAAGCUUCAGGGUGUCCAUCAUGCUUCUUCACCUCUCACAAAGCCACCCACACAUCUUGCCCAAAGAAGCUUUACCAAUGGACGCGUCACCCGCGAACGUAAUCUCGACUGCGGGCUCAGAAGAUUCCGGAUUAAAGAUGUUUGAAGGACACUUGAGGGCACUGUAUGGCCUUAAAUGGUCUAUGCAGCAACGAAAUCUGCCUACAUCGACAUUUCGGGAGAGUUUCUCGAUCUGGGAAUCCCUUGUUAACUCUGCUUCUUCAUGGGACGCUUUGGCUGGUCAUGUGGACAACGUCGAGGAUUGGCUACAAGACGUCCAUGCCAGCGUCGAGUUACUCAAUGCGAAGGGUGAAGAAUAUCUUGUACUGCCAGUACUUCAUCUCCUGGUAAAAGCGUACGAGUUGCAGAAGUGUCCAGAAGCGUCAGAUCUGGCUACUGCCUUGUGUACACUGGGCUUGCAGUUCCUACGCCUUGGGUAUACUGGAAAAGCUGGACUGUCUUUUGCUAAAGCCGAAGCUUUGAUCGCACGUCAGAGUACCUCAACUGAGACCAAGUUACGGUGGUAUAUCGGCUACGCUGAAUAUCUCUUAGGAAUCGGAAACAUCACCAAAUGUGAAACGAUCAUGGCGGAUGCUCACUCAGUGGCCCUCGCAGACCAACAAUUCAUGGUUCUGGCGAAGCCUUCGACCCCCCUUUCUGGUCGGUUACGCUUCAAUAGGAUCUUGGCGGACGCCUCCUAUGUUUAUUCGCUUUUGGCGGCCGCGGCUGGCUCAUACAAGGAAGGUGCUAGGCAUGCACGACAGUGUGUAUUGCUCAACCGACAUAUCUGGGCUGCAUUAGAGUCAAGAAUCAGUGUGAAGAAGCCUAAUUCUACUGAUGAUAUUGGAUCAGAUGUGGAUGGCUCGAGUCGAGCGGCUAUCGAUCCCUUGGGCUCCAUGCGAAACGACAACGGCGUACCUCUUGUUAUGUCUGUCACGCACGAUGCACUCAGUGGAGCUGAUUUCUGGACAUUGGUCCCUGCGUUAUACCGUGCAUUGAUGCAACACUCCCAGGUUUUCGCCAAUCAGGGGCUGCUACAUGAGGCUCUAUAUCUUGCAGAACAAGCCGAGAAGGUAGCUUCAGCCACCAACUCACCAACACUCAUGACCGAUAACGCUAGUUGGCGGGCAGACUGCUGGGCUCAGAGUGGCAGAACCGACAAAGCCGAAGCCAUCCUCGAAUCUCUCAAACAUUGUUCAUCGCGCACUUGUUUAUCGGUUGCAGGCUACCACUCAGCGCUCGCCCGAACCGAACAUUGUAACGGUCGAUAUAAAGAGGAGGUUGCCUUAUACAGCACUCUGGAACAGCUACUGGGUGAUCUUAGUUCACCAGCAUAUAUCAAAUCCCUGGAAAGCUUUUUACCAUCGGUCGAAACGCUUACAGAACAGAUCUCGAAUAUGAGUCUUGAAGCCACAGAGACGUCAAAAGUGAAACCAGGUACAAGAGGUCGAAAACCUGCAUCCAAACCUGCAUCCAAACCUGCACCUCGAGCGGUCUCAAAGCCUGCUACAAAGGCUCGCCUUAAAGCCGGUACAGGAGCUACUACAAACGUAGUUCCGACAACCAAACGUCAAGCUGUUGCACCGCCGGCUCCAGAUACAUUCAGUGCUGCUGACCAAUGCUCCAUACUGUGCGUCUUGCAAACUAAUAUUAUGGACCGCGGAGUCCUUGCGAAUAUCCUGCAGGACGACCUCGCCAACGCCUUGGAUCUACUUGCACGGGCGGAGAAGCUUCAAAACGGUCUGACUCGAGAAGUCUCGCACAUGUGGGCUUCCUUCAAAGCAAGAGUUGCGCAGAGUGUCAAGCAGAUUGCCGAAGAUUUUACUGUCAACACGCUACCCGAAUCUACCAUCGCCUUCCCGGCUAUCGGUCUUGGGGAACGAAGGUCAUCUGAGGGGUCGGCUCCUAAACGAGGCACCCUUGCGUCUUCUACUACAUCCAAGGGCGUUCGAGCAAAAAAGCAGACCAAAGAAGAUUUCCUGAAGACAUUACGUGACGCCCGAGAGCACCUCGUAGAAGCAUAUGGAUUGUCCCUCGCUAAUGGAUCGAAUCAUUUGUUCCAACAAAUCUGUAUGGCAUUGGGACAUAUCACAGUUCUUUUGUCAGCAGUCUCCGGGACAGAAUUGCGCGGCUCGCUUCACCCGUUGUACGCAGCAUAUAUGAGUGAGAUCCCGAAAUGCAAUGCCCUGAGGCUCGCACAAGAGUCAACAGAGGGCGAAAAGGAUCAGAUGUCGCGCGAUGAACGUUUGCGAUGGCCAGUAUUCAAUCCCUCAAACUUCGCCCUUACAUCUGUGUCAGAGUUCCAGAAGGACUACGUCGACAUUAUCCCUGAGACCUGGACGGCCGUGUCAUUGGCGCUCAAUGAAGCUCACGAUGAACUCUAUAUUACUCGCUUCGAGAGCAGCGCGUCUCCAUUCGUGUUGAGGUUGCCUCUAGCUCGCCACGCUUCUCGUGAGAUGGAUGAGGAAGAAUUUUCCUUUGAAGAUGGUAAGAGAGACUUCGACGAGAUCAUCGAACUCAGUGACUUCAGUACUCGGUCCGCCAAGGACAUGACCUCAAGAGAGGCUCGGCAGCAAUGGUGGGCCGAGCGCGAGGCUCUGGACAAUCGACUACAUGAGCUCCUCAUCAACAUGGAGAAUAUUUGGCUCGGUGGCUUCAAAGGCGUUUUUUCGCAAACUGAGAGACAGCCUGCUCUGCUAGCACGCUUUCGAAAGUCUCUAGAGAACAUCUUGAACCAGCACUUGCCGUCUCGCAGGAAGAAAAGUCCGCUGAAACGGCCCGUUUUGGACACGCGAGUCCUGGAGCUAUUUAUUGGGUUGGGAGACGCUACCGACGAAGAUAUUGACCUUGACGAAGCACUUAUGGAUCUCAUCUACUUUGUGGUCGAUAUACUUCAGUUCAACGGUGAGCGGAAUGCCUACGAUGAGAUCGACUUCGAUGCAAUGGUUGUCGAAGCACACGAAGCAUUAUGUGCCUACCACAGCGCAUCGCAUAAGCUAGAUGCUGCCUCUCGACACACGAUACUAAUCCUCGACAAGAACCUGCAUGCUUUCCCAUGGGAAUCGCUGCCUUGCCUUGAGCAAUUGUCCAUUUCUCGCCUUCCUUCGCUUGCUGCCCUGCGCGAACGAUUACUCGCUGCGAGAACUUCAAGAACUCGGUCAGAUGCAGCCCCCGGCCACCACAUAUGCGUUGAUACUGGAGGCACAAGCAUCCUUAAUCCAUCUGGCGACUUAACUCAUACCUCAAAAACGAUCAAGCCGCGUCUAGAUGAUCUCCAGGGUCCAUGGAAGCACAUUGCAAACCGCGCGCCAUCGGAGCAGGAAUUUGAAGACUCCCUACGGGAAAAAGACCUCGUUCUUUACUUCGGCCACGGAAGCGGCGCACAAUACAUCAAGUCAAAGUCCGUCCGUCGUCUCUAUCCUGGGCAGCAGGAUGAGCACGACAAGAAGCCCGGCUGCGCGACAACGCUCCUCUUCGGCUGCUCAUCUGUCCAUCUCACUGAAAAUGGUAUCUAUGAGCCUUCAGGGAUGUUGGCAUCAUACCUCACCGCUGGUGCACCUGCUGUGGUUGGCAUGCUCUGGGACGUUACAGACAAGGACUGUGACCGCUUUGCUGUCAAAGCGGGUGAGCUUUGGGGACUGUGGCCUGAGCCUCAGGAAGAGGCUGCUGUCAAUGCGCCUAAGACGCCCGCGAAGACACCCGCGAAGAAAUCAAAGGGCAAGGGCAGAGCCGCGCAGUUAGUAGACCAAGCGGAGGGGGCGAGAGGCUCUAGGACCGUGAGCAAGGUAAAUAAAGGGAUGGGUCUGGAUGAAGCAGUGAGAGAGGCGAGGAAGGCAUGUGUUUUGAAAUAUUUGAAUGGUGCGGCUGCUGUGGUGUAUGGGAUCCCGGUGUAUUUGGAGUAGGCUACUCCAUUUGAGGGUAGAAGUGGGAAGAUAUAGAGAAAUACACAAAGUUGCUAGUCACGCCU
Messenger RNA from Cucurbitaria berberidis CBS 394.84, 6754 nucleotides. RefSeq lists its product as uncharacterized. Bases 108 to 6689 code for a protein of 2193 amino acids. Gene Ontology annotation, cellular component: nucleus; cytoplasm; mitotic spindle. The record is from RefSeq and is a predicted model, not a curated record. Gene Ontology annotation, biological process: proteolysis; meiotic chromosome separation. The transcript has 3 exons. NCBI's taxonomy places the organism in Eukaryota, Fungi, Ascomycota, Dothideomycetes, Pleosporales, Cucurbitariaceae. Gene Ontology annotation, molecular function: cysteine-type endopeptidase activity.